Striga asiatica is the source of this 2054-nucleotide messenger RNA. NCBI's taxonomy places the organism in Eukaryota, Viridiplantae, Streptophyta, Magnoliopsida, Lamiales, Orobanchaceae. The record is from the annotation of a GenBank genome assembly.
ACAGACGUUCACCUCAAGCACUGUCACAGCACCGUAGCUGUAGCGUUUGUCUCACCAGUUGACAAAAAAACACAGCUGAGAGGUAGCAGACGAAGCUCCAUAACCAUAAACAAACCAAAAUCUCUCUCACACACAAACCCACUCACAAAAACACGCACUAGAGUUGGUUCCUUCUUCUUCCACUACUCCGUUUCUACUUCCACAUUCCCAUCACAAUGCCGCCGCCGCCGCCGGCGGUGCUCCACCACCACCGCCGCACCCCUCUCCUCCCGCCACUCCUCGCCGCCGCAAUCGCCCUCGCCUUCUUCUCCCUAUCCGUCGUCCUGUACCGGAAGAUCAAGCGCAGACGGACCGCCCCGGCGGAUCUGAAACCCCCUUUCCCGCCGCAGAGGUUCUCCUUGUCCCUCCUCCGCCGCGCCACCGACUCGUUCGCCGCCGAAACCCGCAUCGGGCAGGGCGGAUUCGGUUCCGUCCACAGGGGAACCCUCCCCUCCGGCCAGGAGAUCGCCGUCAAGCUGACGAGCGAGGCCUCAAUCCAAGGCGAGCGCGAGUUCCACAACGAGCUUUCCCUUGCCACGCGCAUGGACACCGCUUGCUGCCCUCACGUCGUCUGCGUGCUCGGAUUCUCGACCUCCGAGAAUAGAGGCGGCGACUACAGCAGAUUUAGAUGUUACGGCCGCCGGAAGAGAAGGAGAGGGAGAAAAUUGGCGCUGGUGUACGAGUACAUGCCGAAUGGGAGUUUACAGGACGCUCUAUUAGAUCGGAAGUGCCCCGAGUUGAUGCACUGGGAUAAAAGUCGUGAGGACGAGUUAUCGACGACGGGUGCCGAAGAGGAUGAGAAGGUUGGGAAGAAAGGGGAAGAUUACGGGUCGAUUAUUGAAGAAAACGAGAGCCUCGUGACAGAAGAUACUGUCGUUUUGAACGUCGAUCAAUCUCCAGAUGAUGCUUAUUGCUUGAGAAUACUCGACGAUGAUGAUGAAGAAGUUGCAAAUGCCUCAGAGAAAUCUCCAUCCGAUGAGGUUCCGGAUCGAUCGAGCGUUGAUAGUGCAAACGUUCAAAAAGAAAUCAAAACAGGAAAGGAAAAGGGCGAGGACUGGUGGUGGAAGCAAGAAAACACAACUGGAUUAUCCGAUUCCGGUCGAGUAAAGGACUACGUAAUGGAGUGGAUUGGGAAUGAGAUCAACAAGGAAAGGCCCAAGAAGGAAUGGGUCAAGUCCACUAGCUCGAUCGAUGGAGAUGCCGUCACCAAAUCCGAGCAAAAGAAGCAGAGGAAGAAAAAGCUUGAGUGGUGGGCCUCGCUCGACCGUGAGGCCACGAAAAGGAACAAUAACCGGAAGCCUAGAGAAUGGUGGAAAGAAGAAUUUUGCGACGAGCUCGCCAAGAAGAAGAAAAAACGAGGGCCCAAACCGGAAACUCACGAAGGAGAAGACCAAUUAUGGUGGCAAAAGGAUGAUCACGACUGUACACAAGAGAGGAAAAGGAGAAGCAAAGGAAGCCGGACUAGCCUCGACCGGUGGUUUGAGAGUUUUAGCGGCGAGUUCCGUAUUGGAAGGCGAAGCAGCCGAGAUUUGGGUAGCAAUAAUAAUAAUAACGAUGUUCCUAAAAGCGGAAAUAUCAGCAGCACACCUAGUAUGAGGGGUACUGUGUGCUACAUAGCUCCCGAGUAUAGUGCUGGGGCUCCUUUGUCGGAAAAAUGUGACGUGUACAGCUUUGGGGUUCUCCUACUAGUUGUGGUCUCGGGCAGGAGGCCUCUGCAGGUCACGGCUUCCCCUGUGCCGGAGUUCGAACGGGCCAACUUGAUAUCGUGGGCCCGCCAGCUGGCGCUCGGCGGGCGGCUACUGGAACUCGUGGACCCGGGCAUAGAGUCGCUGGACAGCACGCAGGCCGUGCUGUGCUUGACAGUCGGGCUUCUGUGCCUGCAGCGUUCUCCCGAGAAGCGCCCCACCGUAAGAGAGAUUGUGGGGAUGCUUUCGGGGGAGUCCGAGCCGCCCGUUCUGCCGUUUGAGUUCUCGCCAUCUCCCCCGACGAGUUUCCCGUUUAAGUCGAGAAAAAAG